Molecule: messenger RNA, 2519 nt
Organism: Drosophila gunungcola (fruit fly)
Lineage: Eukaryota; Metazoa; Arthropoda; Insecta; Diptera; Drosophilidae
Exons: 6
Coding region: 246-2066 (606 amino acids)
Molecular function (GO): protein binding; nucleic acid binding
Source: RefSeq, a predicted model, not a curated record
AAAAUUUUGACCAAUCAACAACAUUCAGAUGAUUCGCCGUUUCAUAAAAACAGCAAUGGGAACUCCAUAAUAUACCAAUAUCGCCGCACGCAAUUGACAUUAUUUUAGUGCAUUUUUAGUCCCACACCACGGGGCGUGGUAUAUUUUUUGUCUUUCACCAUUCGGUCACUUUAAAACUCAGCUUGGCGCUUGAAACAAACGUCGAAUUUUGUGUUCUGUGAAAAAUCAGUGAAGAAUCAAUUAAUAUGGCAUAUUUCGUGAGAAAUCGGAUGGAACGAAACUACUACUUCAAAGACAGGAUGGCAUUCACCGAGGACCACAUCCGAGUUAGGAAACUGAUUUUGUGGGAUGUUCCAUGCAAGUUGAACAAGAUUAUGUUGAAUGCACAUUUUAGUGACUUUGGGCGUGUGGGGCGAGUCCAUUUAUCAAGGAAAACCAAACAAUUCACGUAUCGCACGGUCAAUGUGGUAUAUGACAAAGCCGGAUGUGCAGCCAGAGCCCUCCGUGAGAGUAAUCAUGAAAUAGAUGGGAUCGAGCUAUGGCCAUGGGCCGGCGACAGUUGGAAGCAACCGGAUGCCUACGGGACCAAUCGGGAACUGCGCCUUCACCGGGGGCCAUCGCCCAUUUUGGACCUUAAUGACGACUGUUUGCAGUUCAUUAUGGCACAUCUUGGACUGCAAGAUCAGGUGCGAUUCGCCAGGACCUGUAUGCGCUUCAGGGCGGUCUACCGCGAUGCAUCAGCCAGGCUGCACACUUCUGUGGAGUUGGGCCAGUUCAGGGACAUGACCGCAUGGGACAUUAGUGACUUUUUCAAACUGUCUGGCGCUCAUGUGCAGGUCCUUUAUGACAAACCAGAUUACGAAACAAGGCGAUACGUUCAUGCGGGUUGCUUGGCCGACUCCAUAGCGGACCAUUGCAUGAAUCUUCGGUCCCUACGCUUGUUUAACAAUCCCCAAUUGGAAUUCCAUUUGAAACUGACGCUUGCCAGAAUGCACCAGCUAGAGGAGCUGCAGCUUGAAAGUACUAAUGCAUUUGCUCCAUCGGUACCGCAAAAUCUAAAGCAACUUAAGAUACUGAAUUUAAGCUGCAAUUCAUUAACAGGCAACUCCUUGAGGAGAAAGCUACCCGUUUCCAUUGAGGUAUUGGGACUUAAUGAAUGCCGGAACUUUGAUGCCAAAUGGCUGCCCGGGAUAUGCAAGCGUUUAAGUAAUCUAAAGGAGCUUAAUAUACAAAAUGUUAUUACAUCGAAUAAGGAAAUCUUUAAAACGAUGGUUACGAAAAACUUGUGUCCUUCGCUGGAGACGCUCCGGAUGACGGCCUGCCGAAGCAGCGGAUAUGAGUUUGUGGCUCAGCUGCCUAAGCUGAAGCACCUCACCAUAUACACUCACCGCAACGAUCUGGACUUUCGCGCCAUUAUAAGUAAAGAGCUAAUUGAUCAGUUAGUGAUGCAUAAGGCAGACCAACUGGAGCAAUUUGAGGUUUUUGGCAGCUACCACUUAUCUCGGGAACAACUUAAACAAAUUGCCAAGCUUACUGCCCUUCGCGUACUCAUCCUUCGCGACAUAGAUCUGAGCAGCGAUGAGCUAGAGGAGUUUGCAAAUCUCAAGCAAUUGGAAAAGAUCUGCUUCGGUCUCUCAAGCGCCACAAACUCCAUGAUUCUGCAGGUGCUGAGUGCCUGUCCGAAGUUGAACUACCUGCGCCUAAAGGCAAACACCAAACCAGACGCUGAGCUGGUGCUUAGCAUCGUGAACCAAGUGCGACACGAGAUAGCCAAUAAGGAUAUGCAGAGAGAGCUUCCCAUCGAACUGUGGUCAUCUAUGAAUGACGAGCAAAUUAAGGAGCUGAUUCUAACAAGUUCUGAAGUUGUGCCUGAGGACAUCAUUCAAAUAAAAUGCAGCGAGGGAGAGUGUGGCCGCCUUAGCAUGGAUUAUAAGUGGACUUUAACAGGAUUGAAAAAUGAAUUCCAUAUGGAGAUGGCCAUUGACCGCGACUCUUUAAGCGAAGAUGAUUCUGAUUCCGAUUUGGGCAUAGACUCUUCCAGCGAAGAAGAUAACGAGGAGCGGUGAUUAUUAGAUUAUGUGCUGAUUGGUUCAGGCGGUCCUGGUGUAAUUUUACUACUUUUACGAAAAUAAACACAAAGUGUUGUUAAAAUUAAAUUCAGCGGUCGAUCGCACAUACAUUAAGAUCCUGGCCCACAAUUGUUUGAGUGAUUAGCAUCCCACUCAGGGAGUGGGAUCUUUCAAAAAAUACUGAUAUACUUUUCAACUUGGGAAACUCUGAAGUCCAAUCCAACUAUCCAAAACAUGCCAACCGCUUGACCAUCUGGAUAUGUUCCAGGGCAAACAGUGCUUAUCACAUCUCAAAAAUGCAUUUAAAACGGUUCUCCAAAAAUUAAUCUUUAAUUGUUGUUGAACGUUGAUGCACUAUAAACAGUACAAGCAUAGUGGGCAAUUAUUAUCGAGUUCGCAAGGUAAACCCAAACAAAAAAAAUUAAACAUUUAUAAAAAAAAAACUAAAAC